Molecule: messenger RNA, 165 nt
Organism: Phytophthora nicotianae INRA-310
Lineage: Eukaryota; Oomycota; Peronosporomycetes; Peronosporales; Peronosporaceae
Exons: 2
Coding region: 1-165 (54 amino acids)
Source: RefSeq, a predicted model, not a curated record
AUGGCCGUCAAGAUAGUCAUGCACGUAAUGGCCAAUGUUCACGAGAAACUCAAGGGCGUUCCUGAUGUCUUAUGGGAGCAGGUGAUGGCGGACAUUUACGACCUUCACAUUGCGACAACCUCAGCUGUAUAUGACGAACAAGUGAAGCAAGUGCUGACAAAAUGA